CUCCUACCACAAGGAAAAGCCUUCCUGAUCUUUCCACUUUAUGAGUCUGUAAUCAUUAGCCAGGAAACAAAUAGCCACAAAAGCACCGGCAGAAAUCAGAGACUUCUAGAGAAGGAGAAGACCUGAGAAGAAACACCAGUACUCCUGAGAGUGAAAUACAGAACAGAUGACAAUGGGGUUCCCAAUACUGCAUAUACUUCUCUGGCUUCUAACUGCACUCGCUCUUACAACACAAGGGUCUGGGAAACUAAAUGUGAGUACAAAUAUUACUGCAGAGUGUGGCAAACAGGUUACCCUGAACUGCAAUGUGACGAACUAUCAAAAUGGACUGUCAGUCAAACUUAUGGCGUGGUCCCGAAACGGAACAUUAUGCAAUGUGGACAGUGAAGGGAAAAUAACCACACAUAGCGGACACCUUCAGAUAGACUUCCACUGUGAAUAUAAACAUGGACAGUUGUCCCUCAUCCUUCAUAAAGUGCGGCCACUGGAUAGCGGAAAGUACCUGUGCAAACUACGUUCCAACAAAGGAGCUGAACAUCAAUACACAACAGUGAAGCUACAAGAGUGUUCUGGGACCGUUCAGGGUGACCAGACAGAGGACCAUCACAUCUGCACCUUCAGCCAUGUCUACCCAGAUGGAAAUGUGCACUGGUUUCAUGGCUCCAGCAAUGUCAUAGACAACUCUCGACAAAAGACUACCAAACAAGUGGAUGAAGGGGGUUGGUUGACUAUCCGUAGUUCCCUGGCGCGGAAUACUUCAGAUGGGCCCUACAACUGCUCCCUGAUGAGCACUCAGUCCAGUAGAUACAUUGCGAGCACUUCAUUCAGAGUCAUGCCCCGAUCUUCAGAAUCUAAGUCUGUGAUGGAUUCUGCUGUCAGGAAUGGAGUUGGAGUGAGGACCUUUUUGGGGAUUUCAGUCUUACUUGCUUUCACACUGAAAUAACUGAAAGUAAAUCCAUGUCAUGGAGUGGUAUAAAACGUCAGAGCAGGACCAAUGAGGUACUGUGUUAUCUGUGUUUUCAAAUGCCCAGUACAGUGACUCAUGUCUGAAAGGUUAAUCAUUACCAAAGAAAUUUAUUAUGAACAAGGAAAUGACAGACUGGGUGGCUGAUAAUCAUCAUAGUGUUGAAAGUAAGUGUAAAGCACACACUUACAGAAACACGUAACUGCAAAUCUUCUAGGUUACCGAUUCAUUUUAGCCUUGCGUUCUAAACAUUCAAGCCAUGCAUUAUUUUCAGGACUCUGUAUUUAUUUCUGAGAGAGAUGAAAAUGAGACAGUUGUGUCUGUUGGUUUUAGAUGAAACAGUGCAUUAAUCAUGUUUCGGAGAGAAAUAUGAAUCAGUUAUGAAGCACAUAUGAAGAACAUAUUUGUAAAUUGAACAACCAUUCCCCUUCCAGUUUUUUCAGUGUAGUAAAAUGUCCAUCUUGAGUCAAACAUAAAGACCUCAAAAGACGAGGGAAUUCCCCUUCAGAAACACAGAAGCUUUUGUUUGCAACAUAUCAGAUUGUUGCACACAGGGACUCUCAGACAUGCAACCACUCCGUCUGUGGUUUGAGGGUAGAUGCUGCCCUCUGGUGCACUAGUUAUGAAGACAUGUGGCAGUGGACUGCCCACACAGAGAGCAAAAUAGGUGCAUUUAAAGGAUUGCUGUAGGCAAUAGGCAUGCAGGCAGCUUUGGUUUUACACUCUGAGGUUUCUGAUAAGCCCUAGUACAUCGGAUGGAGAGGGGAGGUAUGUGCUCUCACAGAACGUAAAAAAUGACAUUUAGAAAUAGAAAAUAAGACCUGUCCUAUUGUAGAAUAGCAGAUGAGUGAGAAGACAGAUACAGAUCACUCCUUCCCUGUCUCUCUCACUCAAGUCUUUGCAGGUAUACCUUGAAACUGGAGGACUAACCCAGCACGGAGGCUUAAAAUCUGCCUUUCAAGUACCUCAGUGCACCCUCUUCAUAUGGGACUUUUGAGGGCCCUUUCAAGACAGAAAGACUCACUGCUAAUUCUGUCACUAAAGCGGUACCACGCAGGGGCAGGUUGAGCUUUUGGCAAAAUAAUGCUGCAGCUGAGAGCCCACUGGGCAAACAAGGUCACCCUGACCAUUCAGUUGAGCACACUGAUAUGUCAAGACCCAGGUACGACACAUCAGACAACUUGAAUGUUUGUGGUAUUGUCUCUAACAUAUUUUGUGAAAUAAUGAUCCCUCAUAAGCAUUCUUUUGAAGCAUUUCUUCCUUUCUGUAAAAUAUUACAACUAACUAGUCACAAAAUGAGACAUAAUCUACAAAAUGCUUGGUGACGAUAACUGAAUUAUUUAAAAUAGCUGGAUUUUUAAAUUAUUUUCCUUAUGUGAUCAGUUGUAAAUGGAAUUGUUAGAUUAUCAAUUACAUUAAGAUACUCAUGUGGAUACUACUUGCAGUCAUGGGUUUGAUUUGUUUUACUAGUACUAUGUCUAUUUCCUGUUUGAUUUACAACAGAGAAAGUUAAAGGAAUAAAAAUAAAAAUAAACAAUCAUUUUCUGACUUGUGGUUUUGUUUUUAAGACCAACACCCGCAUUUCUCAUUUCACUUGUUGUUGUUCUUUUUGGGAAUCUCAAACAUUUUAACUGACAUUAUUACUUAGAACAAACUCUUACUGAGAAGUAACUGCUUUAAGUUUUCAGAAACAAGCUUUUGCAGGGAAAUGAAGAAUGAUACAAUAAGGUACUGGCUUACAGUAAGAAACAUCUGUGACAUUAACUUUCACUGGUGCAUCUCAGAGGAAAAGUUGUAAUAAAAACAAAUUUUGGAAAAAAAUUACAUCACAGAUUUAUUUAAAGUUUGUUAGAUGGAAAAUAGAAAGUGAUAAUGUAUUUUUCAAAUCUUAAUGACAUUGCUUGGUCAUAAAUGCAACAGUGGGUUAAUUUAGGAGGCUUUAAUUUGUUCACAUAAAGUCAAAAUGAAGCUAUAAUUCUUUUAUUAUUUUAUUAAAUGGUCUUCAUGCAAAUUGAGUUUAGUCAGCUGCUGCAACACUGCAGAUGAUCAUACUGAUUUUCUUCUGCACAAGUCCUUCAUGUGUUCAGAAAAAGAAAAGAUGAACAAACUCCCUGUGCUGAUGAGAUAUGACUGUACGAUCCAUGACAGCUGCUGUUUUGUCAGCUGUAUUUCAGCUUGUAACCCAAAUAUUUCAUUAAAAAUAUAAUUUCCUUGU
Molecule: messenger RNA, 3179 nt
Organism: Scatophagus argus
Lineage: Eukaryota; Metazoa; Chordata; Actinopteri; Scatophagidae
Exons: 4
Coding region: 167-943 (258 amino acids)
Biological process (GO): immune response; cell surface receptor signaling pathway; cellular response to lipopolysaccharide
Cellular component (GO): external side of plasma membrane
Source: RefSeq, a predicted model, not a curated record